UAAAUACAAAUGACUAUUCAUUAUUUCAUUCACUCAUUCAUUCAAAAGUUAUUGUUUAUGUGCCGCGAAGCGUUGUGCUCGGACUGCAAUUUAAUACGAUGGCAUUAAUAAAUAUAAUUUAUUUAACUGUUUUAGCCUGUUUACUAAAAGAUGUAAACAGUCAAAGAACACCAACUAUUUCACACAUCACUCAAGAGCAGAUAAGAGAUAUCGGUGGUCAGGUAGACUUGGACUGUUCGGUCCAUUACAGCAGCGAGUACCCCGUGAUUUGGGUGAAAUAUGACCGUCUCAAGACCACAGAGUCUAUACCACUGUCCAGUAAUGCCGCACUCAUCAUUAGAGAUUCUAGAUUCUCACUGCGGUAUGAUGAUGCCACCGCUACAUACACGCUCUCGAUCAAAGACAUCCAAGAGAACGACGCCGGCUGGUACCAGUGCCAGGUACUCAUCUCCAUCACCAAUAAGAUCACAGCUGAAGUGGAACUGCAAGUGCGGAGACCACCAAUCAUAUCUGAUAACUCCACUAGAUCUAUCGUGGCCAGCGAGGGUGAAAGUAAGUGGAGAAUCACUAUUUUUAAUUUAUUUCUUCAUUGAAUGUUAAAAUAAAUUAUACAUACAUAAAUACCAGGGUUCGGAAAAGUCCGAUAUUUGAUAUUUAUCCUAUAUAUAUGUUUAAAUAAUUAUGCAUAUAAAAAGCUGCUAUUUUAAAGAUGCUAAUGACUUUAUUUAAUAUUUUAAAUCAAAAGUGUAAAAUAAAGAUUGUGUUUGAUAUUUUUAUAUAUUAUAAAAUAAUUAAAAAGUAGUAUGUAUGCGGAGAUUCCCAGUAAUGUGUAGGGGAAAAUCUGAAAUUUCUAGUAAGUAGGAUUGCUACUUCAGGCCAAUGCUACCAACGUUACAUCAAUUUUCUAGCAUUUAUAUUCGAUAUUCAAUACUCAAGUUCCAUUAACAAAAAUAACCUCUUUAAAUUUGCUUGAUUUUUAUAAAACGAAUCUAUAAAAAUUUAAUCUAAUAACCACCUUAGAAUAGUGACAUUUAUUUAUUUAAAUUCUUGUAUCACUGUAUAUCUAAUUAAUAUUAUUACAUGCCAGGUGCCCAAAUGGAAUGCUAUUCUGACGGUUUCCCGCCACCGAAAAUAACAUGGCGUCGUGAAAACAACGCCAUCUUGCCGACAGGAGGCUCCAUAUACAGGUGACAAUUGUUAUUCGAAUGUAAACUUUAUUGCGAUGCAAUCAAAACAGAAAUUAAUAUGCACUAUAAAAGUGUUCUCUAGAUUUUUCCUUGUGAAUAACUCGUAUCUAUUUAUUACACUACCAUAAUUGAAUAGAUUAUAAUUUGUUAAUUUGUGUAUUAUCUCUUUAUUAUGAAUGAUAAUAUUGAGUUUACUUAUUUAUUAAACAAAAUGUC
This is a messenger RNA of Diatraea saccharalis (sugarcane borer), 1403 nucleotides long. NCBI's taxonomy places the organism in Eukaryota, Metazoa, Arthropoda, Insecta, Lepidoptera, Crambidae. The record is from the annotation of a GenBank genome assembly.